This is a messenger RNA of Lobosporangium transversale, 1437 nucleotides long. Its product is annotated as alkaline-phosphatase-like protein. Gene Ontology annotation, molecular function: alkaline phosphatase activity. The record is from RefSeq and is a predicted model, not a curated record. Bases 1 to 1437 code for a protein of 478 amino acids. Gene Ontology annotation, biological process: dephosphorylation. The transcript has 3 exons. Lineage: Eukaryota; Fungi; Mortierellomycota; Mortierellomycetes; Mortierellales; Mortierellaceae. Gene Ontology annotation, cellular component: fungal-type vacuole membrane.
AUGGUCUCGGAUGGAUUUGGCCCAGCCUCUCAGACAUAUGGUCGUUCAUUCUAUCAAUACAUUAAUAAUGCUACCGAGGGCUACAUGUCACCUUUGGACAAGAUCUUUGUCGGUACUUCCAGAACCCGAAGCAGUGACUCCCUUGUCACAGACUCUGCUGCCGGCGCUACUGCUUUCGCUUGUGGUAUCAAGACAUACAAUGCAGCUAUUGCAGUCGAUCCAGAGAGAAAGCCCUGCGGUACCAUUCUAGAGGCCGCUAAAGAUUUGGGAAUGCUCACAGGGAUUGUAGUCACCAGUCGCGUCACUCAUGCUACACCUGCAUCCUUUUCAGCCCACGUCAUCCAUCGUGAUAUGGAAGCCGAUAUUGCAGUUCAACAAAUUGGAGACUAUCCGUUGAAGCGUCAGAUCGAUCUCUUGAUGGGAGGCGGUCGUUGUUUUUUCCUCCCCAAUACAACCGAAGGUAGUUGUCGAACCGAUCACAGGGAUCUCAUCAAGGAAGGUCAGGAGCUCUAUGGAUGGAAAUAUGUCAUGAACAAUAGACAGGAUUUCGAUCAACUGAACAACAACGAUGAUGAUGGAAUCCCUUUGCCUGCUUUGGGAUUGUUUCAUCAAGAUCAUAUGAAUUAUGAAAUUGAUCGUAACCCUGAGAAGGAGCCCUCCCUUUCGGAGAUGGCGGCUGCAGCUCUAAAGUCCCUUAAAGGCAAUGCUGGAACCAACCAAGGCUUCUUCUUGUUGAUCGAGGGCAGUCGUAUCGAUAUGGCCGCUCAUAAUAAUGACCCCGUAGGUCAUGUGCAUGAUAUUUUGGAGUACCACCGAACCGUGGCUGUUGUUCGUGACUUUGUGAACAAGAAUCCGGAUACGUUGCUUAUUUCGACCAGCGAUCACGAAACCGGUGGAUUCACAUUGGGAUUCCAGGACGACCCCAAGACGUACCCUGAAUACCUUUGGAAGCCUGAAGUGAUCAAACGCGCACGUGCUUCGACUGAGGUUCUGACCGCACGAUUAAUGGAAUAUCAGGGCAAGGAUCGUCGUAGUUUUGUCAAGGAUGAGAUUUUGGGUCCUCGAGGAUUGAUGAUCAGUGAUCCGACCGACGAAGAAUUGACGUUCUUGUCCGAUCCAAAGUCCUUACCUGCUGACAUUUUAGUCUUUUUGGGACACGCUAUCUCGCGACGUGCCAGUCUGGGCUGGACCACCAUCGGUCAUACAGGUGUCGAUGUCAACAUCUAUGCAGACGGAGACAAUGAUGGCUUCAAGGAUCUGUGGGGUAACCAUGAAAAUACUGAUAUUGGUGAUGCUCUCAUUAGAUACUUGAACGUUGAUUUGUCAUAUAUCACCAAGAGGUUGGCAAAAGACGCCGAAAAAUGGUUCAAGUCCAAGCGUGAUGGAUUUUGGAGUACCAGUCAUGCUCGCAGCCAUCACGAAGAAACAGGCCAUUAG